CCCCCCACCACUCUAGGCGUUGUGUGUCCAGACCUCGCCACUCGGGCUGCACCUCUGGUUGCAGCGCACACGCCUUCUGCGCCUUCCCCUCGGGAGCCUCGCGGUUGGCAGUGCUGGUCCCUUGCAGCCACUCCAGACCCGAGAGGGCCCCGGAGGGUCCUCUCACUUCUCGCUGGGGCAGCAUGCCCAACGACGACGCCUUCAGCAAGCCCUCUGCAUCUUCGGAGGCCCCGCACGCCGCCGGGGCACCCCCGCAGGGCAAGGCCGGGGGCUUUGGCAAAGCGGCUGGGGCGCUGCUUGGGAAUAACGGUGGCGCGGGCGCCGGGGGCGGCGGCGGCGGCGGCGGCUCAGGCUCGGGGGCGUCGGGCAUGGGCUCCGGGAGCAAGAAGUCCCCGCGGCUGCCCAAGUGCGCGCGAUGCAGGAACCACGGCUACGCGUCGCCGCUCAAGGGCCACAAGCGCUUCUGCAUGUGGCGGGACUGCCAGUGCAAGAAGUGCAACCUGAUCGCUGAGAGACAGCGCGUGAUGGCCGCGCAGGUGGCCCUGAGAAGGCAGCAGGCCCAGGAGGAAGAACUGGGGAUAAGCCACCCCAUCCCGCUGCCCAGCGCUGCCGAGCUGCUUGUCAAGAGAGAGAGCGACGGCAGCAACCCGUGCCUGAUGACCGAAAGCAGCAGCCCCUCGCAGCCCGCGCCGGCCAGCACCCCCACCACUGCAGCAUCAGAGGGACGCAUGGUCAUCCAGGAUAUUCCUGCUGUCACCAGCAGAGGGCACGUGGAGAACACACCUGACCUGGUGUCUGACCCCACCUACUACAGUAGCUUUUACCAGCCGUCUCUGUUUCCGUACUACAACAAUCUGUACAACUACCCGCAGUACUCCAUGGCCUUGGCUGCUGAUUCCUCUUCUGGGGACGUGGGAAGCCCCCUCGGGGGGUCCCCCGUGAAGAACAGCCUCCGGAGCCUCCCCGCACCUUAUGUGCCUGGGCAGGCAGGAAACCAGUGGCAGGUAAGGCGUUACCCAGAGCGGCUGGAUCUGCCGAGAGCACACA
Messenger RNA from Leptonychotes weddellii (Weddell seal), 1047 nucleotides. NCBI's taxonomy places the organism in Eukaryota, Metazoa, Chordata, Mammalia, Carnivora, Phocidae. The record is from RefSeq and is a predicted model, not a curated record.